Beta vulgaris subsp. vulgaris (sugar beet) is the source of this 903-nucleotide messenger RNA. Its product is annotated as putative cyclic nucleotide-gated ion channel 15. Lineage: Eukaryota; Viridiplantae; Streptophyta; Magnoliopsida; Caryophyllales; Amaranthaceae. The record is from RefSeq and is a predicted model, not a curated record. The transcript has 5 exons. The coding region runs from base 1 to 903 and encodes 300 amino acids.
AUGGCGAAUCCAAAGAAUUGGGUUUUCACCCAAGUAUUUGAUCCGAGAAGCAAGUUUAUACUCCAGUUGAACAGCCUUUCGUUUGUCGUUGGCUUGAUCAAUUUCUUCCUCGACCCUCUCUUCAUGUAUAUCCCCUCAAAUAGCUCCGAGACUUUCUUAUACAAUGAUCUUCAUUUAGGAGCAAUUCUCGCUAUACUAAGAACAAUUGGAGAUCUCUUUCGGUUUUUUAAUAUCAUAAUAAAAUUUCGCACGGCCUAUGAAGAUCCUUGUUCAAAAGUUUUUAAGAAGAGGCGGCUUGUUGAAGAACCUAGAGCAAUUGCCAUCAAAUACUUGAAGUCUACUUUCAUCGUUGAUCUUUUUGCAGCAUUACCACUGCUACAGGCUUAUAUAUGGCUCCAUAUUCUAUCAUCCAACAGUGCAUUGACAACUGGCAAGGGUGCCUAUUCUCGCAUAUAUAGAAUCUUCUGGCUCCAGCUCCCUUCACGGUUGUUUGUUGUGGGAUAUGCAUCAAAAAGCCAAAUCCCCAAAACAUCUGGUGUUCUAAUGAAGAGUGCGAUGUUGGGAGCAUUUUACAACCUUCUAUCGUUCAUGACUCUUAGUAACCAUCCAGUGUUUACACUUUACGUGCUUCAUCAAGUGUUUACACUUGACAUGCUUCUUCCUGAAAGCAGAAAAGCGAUGUCAGUUCACUCUAGAAAGUUCAAUAAUGGUUUCUGCUUGGCUAACCAUGAUCGUUGUUCCCUGGGUCAAAAUUUCACUACAAGCUUUUUCACUUGGGAGACAAUUUUUAGUAUAAUUAUCACCCUGUUUGGUCUUAUCUUUUUCGCGGAUUUGAUAACCCGGAUGCAGUCCAAUUUCAUUCUUUCUGAUGUCAUCUGUCCUGGUUUUGCUAAUCUCUUAUAG